Messenger RNA from Brugia malayi, 690 nucleotides. RefSeq lists its product as uncharacterized. Bases 1 to 690 code for a protein of 229 amino acids. The record is from RefSeq and is a predicted model, not a curated record. Gene Ontology annotation, molecular function: GTPase activity; GTP binding. Gene Ontology annotation, biological process: Rab protein signal transduction. The transcript is spliced from 4 exons. NCBI's taxonomy places the organism in Eukaryota, Metazoa, Nematoda, Chromadorea, Rhabditida, Onchocercidae. Gene Ontology annotation, cellular component: Golgi membrane.
AUGGAAACGGAGGAAAGUGGUAUGGAGACUCCAAAUUAUACUCCAAUGUACCGUUAUCAGUUCCGAGUGAUACUAAUCGGUGACUCUACCGUGGGAAAAUCUAGUUUGCUUCGGCAUUUUACAGAGGGAAAGUGUGCCGAAAUUUGUGAUCCCACAGUUGGUGUUGAUUUCUAUGCCCGAAUGGUGGAAGUUAAACCAGGGUAUCGGAUAAAGUUGCAACUUUGGGAUACUGCUGGGCAAGAGAAGUUCAGAUCGAUAACACGUUCCUACUACCGUAAUUCUGUGGGUGUUAUUGUUGUUUAUGAUAUAACAAAUCGAUCAACAUUCGACCAUGUUGCACAAUGGCUAAAAGAGGCAGAACAGAAUGUUGGGGGUCCACAACCAAACAACUGUGUCUUCCAACUCAUCGGCCAUAAAGCUGAUCUAAAUGAUGAACGCCAGGUAAUGUAUGAAGAAGGCGAAUAUUUUGCCAAAUAUAACAAAAUCAAAUUUUUGGAAACAUCAGCAGUUACGGGUGAAAAUGUGCAGGAGUCGUUUAAAAUGAUUGCACGAGAAAUCUGUGAUCGAAUUGAGAAUGGACAGUUGCGUGUAGUUGAUGGUUGGGAAGGUAUUCGAAGUGGUAUGAUGCGCGCGAAGUCAUUAACAUUGUCGGAAAGCUCGGAUUCACCACUUUCAACUUGCGCAUGCUAG